Messenger RNA from Linnemannia hyalina, 1038 nucleotides. NCBI's taxonomy places the organism in Eukaryota, Fungi, Mortierellomycota, Mortierellomycetes, Mortierellales, Mortierellaceae. The record is from the annotation of a GenBank genome assembly.
AUGGGGCAAAAGAUAUUUGGAGCAGUGGAGAGUCGAACUCCAGGCCUCACGCAUGCGAAGCGUGCGCUCUACCAACUGAGCUACAACCCCAAACCAGACCGGCCCCAGAUCGGCCCCGUGUCUGGGGCCCGUGUGCGUCAGCUCCUCAAACAACAAUCGACAAUCCGUCACCAUCAGGCCUGGACGUCACAGAGGCGGGUCAAGAGGGCGAUCCCUGACAUCGAGGACGUGGAAUGGAACUCGACCUUGGCUUAUGUCCACGACAGGCACGCAGUCUUCACCUUUUACAGCAACAGCAAGGACACCCAUCAACGAACACAUCACAUCAAAAAGCUGCAUGGAAUGCUGCCCACUCUGAACUCCAUGCAGGCUCGCAAGCCCAACCUGUACCCAACAUGCGUGUGCCGACGAUGCGAGCUCGAGAAGGAGGAUAACGAUCACGUCUGGAAAUGCCCUUCGGCAGCUGAGACCACCACUGAGAUCUGGAAGGAGGCCAUGGGCAAGAUUAAUGAGUGGGGUGUGCAGGCGACAAACAGCUACAACGCAGCCAGGAAGCGGGAAUACAAACGCGCGGUGGACAGAGGUCGUCAGGUACCGAGGCCAGUACCCAUACACUGGUGGCCCCCUUCGGAUGCAGAUCAUGUACGAGGAUUUUCCUCCAUCGGUGGAGCUCGAGCCGUGCACAGCGGUAGUCCAGCUCUCGAUCGAGACGAGAAACCGAUGUGGAAUGUGUCGGAUCUCCUCCGCGGCAUCACCCCCUUGAGCAUGUUGACUGAAUGGUCCGCGGUCUUCCGGACCCCAAUGUCCAUCGCCAAGACAGUCCUUCACAAGUUUGUUGGCUACCUGGAGGCGCAGGCCUCGGAGCUGAUCUGGAAACCUCGGUGCUCCGCGACGAUCGCGUGGGAGCAGACCCAGGGCAUCUCUGCCAAGGACAAGACAUCCAAGUACACAGGCCCCCGAGCGACAAUUGUUGCGCAGAGCCAGGUUCUGGACCGGACUGCGACUGGUGGAUGGUGCACUGAAGAGUUUGGUCUGUAG